AUGGUGACGACUGGAGACAGGUGUAAAAUAUGUGCUUUGGCACUCCUCACUGCUAAACGUGUCUGGUCAUUUAGCUCCAUCUGGCAAGAUGAGGCUUUGCACCUCAUUACUUCAAUUAAGGAUCUAGCUGUUGCAGGAGAAUCAAUCAAUCAAACAGAAAAUCUCCUCUCUUAUACAAUUUCUGCGCUCUGCAGAGCAGCAAUCAUUACGAUGAAUUUGAGAAAUAAUGUUUGUUUUAACGAACAAUUUUGGCUUUUGAUGCUGGAUAUGUUUUCUGCGGGAAAUAAAACUUCAUCAGCAACAGUUAAAUGGGCAAUCUCAGAGGUGAUUAGAAAUCCAAGGGUGAUGGUCAAGGCACAAAGUGAAAUACAGAAAGCCUGCAUGGGAAAGAAAACAGCUGAAGAAAGUGAUAUUCAAGAACUAAAGUACUUAAUAAUAAAAGAAACUUUGAGGAUACAUUCUCCCCUGUUGAUUCCAAGAGAAUGCAGGGACGAAUGUGAAAUUGAUGGGUAUAUAAUUCCCGUUAAAACAAGAGUCAUGGUCAAUGCUUGGGCAAUCGGAAGUGACCCUGAGUCUUGGGAUGAUCCAGAGAGAAGGAGAAUUCGCCCAGGAAUAUCAUUUGGUUUAGCCAAUGUUGGGCUUCCUCUAGCUCUCUUGCUCCACCAUUUCGACUGGAAGCUGCCCAAUGGUCUCAAAUCCAGUGAAAUAGACAUGACAGAGAGUGUUGGACUAAAUGGGGGAAGAGCAAACAAUCUUUGCCUUCUUGCCACGAUGUAUGAUCCAUCCCUUGAUAUGCCAACAGAAACUUUGUGA
Coffea arabica (coffee) is the source of this 813-nucleotide messenger RNA. Lineage: Eukaryota; Viridiplantae; Streptophyta; Magnoliopsida; Gentianales; Rubiaceae. The record is from RefSeq and is a predicted model, not a curated record.